Trichomonas vaginalis G3 is the source of this 1401-nucleotide messenger RNA. RefSeq names its product proteasome regulatory particle assembly. Gene Ontology annotation, molecular function: protein binding. The record is from RefSeq and is a predicted model, not a curated record. The transcript has a single exon. Lineage: Eukaryota; Parabasalia; Trichomonadida; Trichomonadidae. Bases 1 to 1401 code for a protein of 466 amino acids.
AUGAAAUCAAAUGACUCAAUUGAAGAGUUAAUAAAUUUAUUUACUUCGAUUUUACUUGACAAGUAUAAAAUAGAUUGCAACAAACUGGUUAUUGCAUUAACUAUGGCCGGGAAAUAUAACUACAAGUCUCUCAAGCUUUAUGUCAAGAUCAUUAACCAUUUCUUAGCGAAAUACUCAUUAAAAUAUAAAGAUUUACCUUCUUAUACUAUAUCAUGGCCUUUGUAUUGUCCGAAUGAUUCCGCUAAUGAAAAUCGAAUCAGAAUUAAAAAAAAUUCAUUCCCUGUUGAGGAUGAAAUCGAUUAUGUGAUAAUGCAUGAUCAAAUUGAAGAUUUUAAAGAAUUCAUUUCUGAAAAUGCAUUAGAAAAGAUUAGAAUAAGAAUUCCUGUUAUUCCUCCUCCACUGAUCUACAACUUUUCAAGCGAUCUUUCAGCAAUAGAAGCAUGCUGUUAUUUUGGAUCAGUCAACAUUUUUUAUUUCAUCAUUACAAAUUUAGCAGGUGAUGUAAGUGAAGCAUGUCUUCAACUAGCGUUAAUUGGUGGAAAUACUGACAUAAUCAAUGAAUGUAUGAAGCAUCAAAAUUUAAAUCCACAAUGCUUGAAAUAUGCUAUACUAAGUCAUAACAAUAAAUUUCUUGAAUAUAUAUUUGAAAGAGAUUCGUUUACACUUCAAGAUCUUGACUCUGAUGCAAUAAUCAGUUCGAAUAACUUGAAAGCUGUUUUCUUAAUGUUCGAGAAAGAAAGAAAUUCAGUAUUUCCAUGGUGUAUGGCCUUUCCACAGAUUAAAGACAUUCUUCAAAAUGAAGAAGUUGAUUAUUCGAAGGUCACAAUAAAAGGCUGGAAUUGCCUUGAUUAUGUCAUGGUAAAUAAUAAUAGGGAAGUAUGCGAUUUUUUGAUAAAUUCAUCAACAAUCGAAAAAAUAUAUUGCCAAAGGCAUCUUUUUCAAGCAGCCAAAUAUAAUUUUAUAGAAAUUAUUAAAUUUUUAGUUUCGCACGGUAUCAAUAUCAAUUCCAAAGAUUCUGCUGGGAAAACAGCACUUCAUUAUGCAACAGAAAAGAAUAAUAAAGAAAUUGUAGAAUUUCUUAUAUCACAAGGUGCUAAUGUAUUAGUCAAAGACAAAAAUGGAAGUACUUUGCUUCAUUCAGCGGCAAUGGGAAACUGUAAAGAAAUUACUGAACUUCUCAUUUCUAAAGGCGCAAUUGUUGAUGCAACAAGCGUAGUAAAGGAAACACCCCUUAUCUAUUCAAUAGUAUAUAAUAGUCUCGAAACGAUGAAAGUUCUUAUUUCACAUGGCGCAAAUGUAAAUAAUAAGACAUACUUGCUUCGGAUUGCAAAAAAAUUCAAUAGAAAAGAAAUAGCAGAAUUUCUUAAUUCACUCGAUGCAAAAACAUCUCAGCCAGCAUAA